Messenger RNA from Malania oleifera, 3016 nucleotides. RefSeq names its product polyadenylate-binding protein, cytoplasmic and nuclear-like. Gene Ontology annotation, molecular function: mRNA binding. Gene Ontology annotation, cellular component: nucleus. The record is from RefSeq and is a predicted model, not a curated record. NCBI's taxonomy places the organism in Eukaryota, Viridiplantae, Streptophyta, Magnoliopsida, Santalales, Ximeniaceae. Bases 141 to 2789 code for a protein of 882 amino acids. The transcript has 11 exons.
AAGUUUCAGAAUUUACCGUGACGAAAUAGUCAGGCGGAUAAAUAUUAUCCCUUGCUCUCGUCUCAAGCCUCUAGGGAACACCGCUUUCUUCAGUCUUAAGAGAAAAGUGAACCAGAGGCGGCCACCAGUUAUCCGUGACGAUGCCUCCCCGAGCGGUGAACCGGAAGAAGGCGCCGGCGAAGAAGUCGUCUACUCCCAAAUCGAAGCAGCAAGGCCUUCAAUCGAGCGCCACCGCGGCCGCCUCGGCCACGGCCGAAGAUACCGCAGUUUUUGCCGACUUGGAUAUGACUGCUUUGGGGUCGGAUCUGUCCGCCCCCGUAGAUGACCUCAGUGAUCCCGAAUCGUCUGUGAAUGCAUCCAAGGAAGAACCUGAAGAAGCUUCACAAGAGCAAGAACCGCCGAAGGUUCACGAACCCGAAGAACUGAAUGUUCUGGAAGGCGAAGAGGGCAAGAUUCUGGCAAGGCAGGAUGAGAAGGCCGUCGACGCGGAAGAGAUUGAAAUCAAGAAUGAAGUGGAGGACGCGGCGCCUGAUUCUAUGGAAGUUGAGGGUUUGGAGAGGAGAGAGGAGGUUGUGGUGAGUGCCGACACUGAUGUGGUGGAAAUCAAGGCUUUUGAGGAAGUGGUUGAAGAAGGCAAGAAUUUGGGUGGUGCCACGGAGGACGUUUCGAGGAUGAAUGCUGAGGAAGCUGUGGAGAAUGGUGAUGGUGCGGGCGAGGGGCGCGGAGAAGCGACGGGUGUGGAGAAGGAAGGUGAAGGCGGUGAGGAUGGAGAGAAUGGUGGUCCUCAAGUGCACGUUGAUGCAGGUGCUGCAGAAAAUUUAGUUGAAGGAGAGGCUUCUGUUGCUGAAAUGGAGAAGAAGGUUUCUGGUGCUGAAAAUGAGGAGAUGGAAGUACUUGAAAGCUGUGAUGCCCCUUCUGGUGUUAAAGAAGCUAUUGCUUGGGGAGGGAAGGGUGAAGAGAGUCGAGAUGAUGGGAAAGGUAAUGGAAAUGCAAAUGAGGAAGAUAAUGAGGAAGCUAUUGAAGAAGAGAGUGAUGAAGACAAUGAAGAAGAUGAAGAUCUUUCUGAUUAUAUCCAUGAGCCUCUAACUGAAAGGAAGAAACAAAAAGAUUUAGAAAUUUUUGUGGGAGGACUGGAUAAAGGGGCAGGUGAAGAAGACCUGGUUAAUGUUUUUGGAAAGUUUGGGGAAAUUAAAGACGUCAGAAUAGUAAUGCAUCCGACUAAAAAGAAAAGCAAAGGAUUUGCAUUUAUACGAUAUGCCACUCUUGAGCAAGCCAAAAAUGUCCUUUCUGAGUUGAAGGAUGGAAUUGAGGUGAGAGGCAAGCGUGUUAAAAUAUCUGCAAGCCAGGACAAUGAUACCCUUUACAUGGGAAAUAUUAGCAAGGUGUGGGCAAAAGAGCAGGUUCUUGAAACUCUAAAAGGGUAUGGAAUUGAACAAAUUGAAGAUAUACAUUUACCUGAAGAUUCCAAUAAUGAAGGGAAGAUCAAAGGUUUUGCUCUCUUGGAGUUCACCACCCACUCUGAUGCAGUGGCAGCAUUCAAACGACUAAGAAUGCCAGACGCUAUAUUUGGCCGUGAUAGAAGUGCUAAGGUUGCAUUUGCACAGACCCCAAUGCAUCCCAGUGAAGAAGCUCUAUCAAAGGUGAAAACUGUUUAUAUUGAAGGUCUCUCUGAUUCUUGGGAUGACAAGAAGAUAAAAGAGGUCUGUGAACAGUAUGGUGAGAUUGAAAAAGUUAAAUUAUCUCGAAAUCUUGGCACCAAACGCAAGGAUUUUGGAUUUGUUACCUUCGCUUCUCGAGAAAGUGCUCUUGCUUGCGUGGAGGGAAUUAAUAUUGCUCAGAUUGGGGAUGGAGAAGCCAAGGUUAAAGCCAACAUUGCAAAGCCUCAUUUUAGGGGUCGGCUUCAAAAGCAAGGCACUCGCGGAGGAUUCAAGGUUAAAAAAGAAAGUGAGAAGAUGGCUGAAGUUGGAACUUCAAAGAAGAAAGGCCGUGCCAAGUCUAAAGGGGCUGAAAAGAAAGAAAAGGCAGUAGCUGCAGAGAAAGCGACAACUGAAGAGAAGGAGAAGGCUCUCCCUAAGUCAAAAAGUAUUGAUGGAGGUCAACCAAAUAAACCCCUUAGUGUCUCUAAAGGACAGGCUGUUGGGGCACCAUCCAAGCCAGAAAAUCGCAAGAGAAAGAGUGUGCCAUUGAAGGUUGACGGGAAGGGGAAGAGAGACAGACACCAUGGUUACAAUAGGAGGCCAGAGAAGAAACGACGAGGCGCCAUGCCAAGCAGGCAAACUGAUGCUUUUAGAAAUCUGAGGAGCCACCAUUCCUUUAGGAAAGGACCUGUCCAUGGUGCAAGUUCAAUUUCUUUUGGAAAUCAAUUUGCAUCAGGAUAUGCUGCACCCAUGAGCAGCUAUCCUGCUCAUAGCUACACUGCAGUUUCUGGAUCAAAAAGGCAUCGCUCUGAUAUGGAACCUCAUGCUGGAUACCUUGAACCUGCUGUUGGGCAGCAAGGCCCAGCUUAUGCAGGAUAUCACAAACCGGCUCUUGGAAUGCCAAUCCAAACUCGUGCAGGAUACCCUGAGUCUGCUGUUGGAGCACAGAGUCACCAUCAAUAUAAUUAUGGGAUGAGAAGCACGGGUGGGUAUGACGGCCUAGGAAGCAAUGGCUCUGCGUAUGGGGCAGGAUCUGCUCGCCUGCCAACUUAUGUUGCCAACCCUACCACCUAUGCUUAUGAGGGUGGUAGUAGCGCUGGUGGUUAUCAUCGUGGCAGUGUGCCAUAUCCCCGUGGGCGGCAAUACUAUUAAAAGUUUUCUGGUAAGAGAGUUCAAGUCCAGGGUACAAUUUUCCAAUUUAUGUUUAAGAGAGAUCAGCCGACGGCAUCGUUGCCUACCCCAUUGUCCUGGUAGGGAAGAAGGGGAGUGGGCGGGGAAGUUGCUUUUGUUCAAGAUCCUUACUAAAUCCUCUUCUGUUGAGAAUUCUGUAUACAGUGUUCCAUCUAGCUAUAGUAAAGUUAUUAAAUUUAUUACAGAAA